Camellia sinensis is the source of this 420-nucleotide messenger RNA. NCBI's taxonomy places the organism in Eukaryota, Viridiplantae, Streptophyta, Magnoliopsida, Ericales, Theaceae. The record is from RefSeq and is a predicted model, not a curated record.
AUGGUUAAAUGGUGGGAUAAUUUCAAGAUUCCACGCAUUGUUGAAAUUGUUCAAACUGAGUUUCCAAUCAACAUUCAUGCCCCUACACCUGCCAUGAUUAAAGCUCAGCAGAACCCAACUGCUCCAUUAACACAAGGAAGCCAACUUCCUUCAGUCAAUCUUGGAAGCCCAACAUCCAGUUCUUCCAAGCCCAUGUCAUCCAAAUCAAAGAUUAAAUCCAAGUCAACAAAGCCCAGUACUGACCAACCCAAGUUAAAGAAUAAGUCCAAAUCAAAGGUUAAGCCCAAGUCCAAGUCAUCUAAAGAUGAGCUCCUCCAAAUGGCUCAUCUCCUCAUGGCCCAAGCCAAGUCAGACUUGGAUAACAGCAGUUCAUAUAGCGAUCCUGGUUCUUCUUUCUUUGAUUGUUUUAUCCGGACUUAG